CCCCCUCUCUGCGCUUUCCACCAUUCACUCCACCCACUGCCGCCCCCGUCAUUCUUAUUAUCGUUCCGACUGCCUUCUUCUCCAUCUCUUCCCUCCUCAUCCUCCCCUUCCUCACCAACCUUCAACUCUUCAUCUACUCUCCCGUCACCUCUCGUCAACAUCGGGAACGCGUCAAUCCCUCUUUCGAACGCGGCAACCCCGGACACUUCUACCAUCUCCGCAUCUCACACUCCGGUGGCGCCCUGACACAAUCUUGACGAAUUUUGGCUCGCCAGGAAAACUCGAUCUCCCUUCAAUCCGCCCUUCGCCUCCACGCGUGAUCCGCGACAUUUAGUGCCCAAGCAUUUAGAUUGCAGCCCCGUGGUGCCCAGAAAAUUCGAUUGAUCCAUCUCUCUGCAGCAUUGUGCAGGGUCCAGACUCGAAUUUCCAAGGCCUCUUUUGUGAUCCGCAGAUCAUUCGUGAAUCCUCAACUCCAAUUUCUACGCGCCGUACGACCACUCUCGGGGAAGACGGCGACCCCGGAAACACCACUUGCACGAUUAUUCUCAUUUCCACUCUGAAAAGCCUAGCUGUGGCGCUUUCACCAUGCCUUUAACAACACCGGUUUUGACGGUGGACGCGGAUAAUAUUCACAAGGUGGAUACCGCAAAUGCGCAGUCGCUUCAUGGGAUGUGGAUGGUAUUCUCAAAAUGUGCCGACUAUAUGGACCAAGGCCGACGCCUGGAAAACUUGAGCUGGCGCCUGUGGACCCACGAAACCUUCUGCGUCGAACCCGAAAAGUCAAAGUUCAAAUCCAACCAUACCUCCGUCUUGCCGAAGCUGCGCUCCGAGGCAACUGAUCUUCCGGAGCUCUCCGCCAGUGUCGAGUCGGCCGCGUCCGAUCAAGCCGAACGCAUUGAAGCACACAUCAAGCGACCUCAAUUCUCCGAUUAUCGACCUGCCGUGGUCCGUGAAGACUCCUUGGCCAGCCUGGGUCGUGGCAAGGAGAAGCACAUCACCUCGCUUGACCUGGAGCGUAUGGUCCUCAACAUCAAGGAGCGAAAGCAGUUGCAGCCGAUUGCCCCUGUUGUUCAGCCUGCUGCCCCCGUUGUCGACAUUACUCCUCGUCCUUCUACUCCUACUCCCACCCCUCCCUCCGUCUCUACUGCUCGACAGGUCCCAAUUUUCCCUCGCCCCUCUCCGCAACCCCGUGAAUCGACCGAGUCUUGCUCCACCACCGCCCCCGAGGGCAACGAAAGUGACUCGGCCAAUGCUACUGCUUCUGACACGAGCGUCUCUUCUUCUGGAGUGCUUCCUAGUCGAGCUGAGUUGAUCAAGUCGCCGAGCAUUGUCCGCGGAUUUUCGCCUUCUCACAUCUCGUCCUCAUUCCGAUCCCAGACCAACCUAGUGGCUAAGUCGAGUCCCUCUGGCGCCACCGUCCAGCAGCUCAAGCCAUCUCCUCUUAAGAAGAAGGGUGGCAUGUUUACACUGGGCGGAUCCUCUGGUGACGACGAUGAAAGCUCUUUCGAAGAUCGCAUGGGUCUGAAGGCUCCCCAAAACAACCCAACCGUUGGUGGACUGAAGCCGGCGACGAGCAACCCCAGCCCCUCCAAGAAGGUGGCUUCCUUCAGUGACCACGUCGAUACGAUCCGACCGUCAAAGAGCCCCCUUCGCCCCGACGAGGACGCCAUUGAAACCGACGAUGAGGUCUCCGAGAGCGCCAUUGAGGAUGACGAGGAUUCGGACUGGGAGGAUUCGGUAACUGAAAGCGGCAAAUCUAGUGUGGACGAGCGCCCCGAGCUUUUCCAGCGGGUCGAUUCGCGACCCAACCUGGUCUCUCGUCGGUCGCUUUUGACUAUGAUGAUGCACCAGCCAGGUCGCAUGCAAGGAAACGCGUUCCGGUCCAGCCCUGCCCUUCAGCGGUCUCGUUUGACUUCACCCAACGGUCCCUCCAUUCCGGCCUCGCCUCCGGAGAACGAUGAAGAGAGUCUGACCAUGCGCGGACCCGACGUUCCUCGAUCGAAGCCCAUUGUCAUGAAGCCGCCUCACCCGCAGUCCGUGGCGCACUCACCUCGGACCACCCGCCGUAACAUGCUUGCCACCGAGCUGACCGAGUCUCUUCGCCGACACUUGCUCUGGGAGCGCCAGCAGAAGAGCGCGACCGCCAAUGCUUUCCUCAAGCGCCGUCACACUGCCCAUGAUGUGAAGAAUCUGCAAGAAUACCCCGGACCAAAGGGACCGCAUCGGGCUUCGGGCGCGCCAGGCCCAUCCACUUCGGGUGAAAACCACCAGGCUCGGGAUAAGGAUCUCAAGAACGGAUCCUGGACCAACUACACCACGGACUAUGGCCCAUGGGAGUACCAUGUUAAGGGCUGGUAAUUCGAACAUGAGCCUAGAGUCUCCCUUGGAUUCUCUCAUUUGCCCUCCACCCUCUUCUCACUCUUGAUAUCUCGUCUCGCGACCAAGCGACUCUUCUUUUCGACACGUACGAUCAUGAUCAUGCAUUGCAUCUAGGCGCACACUAUGGAUUUGCUUUUUUUGUUUUCUUAUUUUCCACAUGUGAACUGUUAUGGGGGGCAAGGGAGGUCGGUUCCAAUCGGUUCUUGGGGGGUGUUCGGGGUGUACACCUGUCAUAACAUUCAACUAGGCGUUCUCCCUCCCUGGAUUCUUCUUUCUGGCAACCACCUUUUCCAAUUCUUCCUACUCUACCAUUCCACCCUGUCCGAUCAGGAGGAGGGGGUAAUCGUGUGUCCCUUACGAACUUAAUUCAUGUACAGCUCAAAUAUCCCACAUCCGAUUAUUACAUUCUCAUCAUUCUCAUCCCACCUCUACCUCUCCACGAUUCACUUUCGGGCGCUCAAAACGGUUGAUGAAAUAAUGGAUUCUAUCCUCCUUCAUUCUUCCACAAUACAGUGUUUCCCGUGAGCAUCAUCACCAGUCUCCUACACCUGCUUCUUAUGGCUGGAAAGCUUUUGCACCAAAAAUGUUCUAUUACAAAAACUGGGAUUCUUUUUCAUCAGCGUCUUCUCGUAUCUCGUCUCUGUAGCCUCUCCAGUAGAUGGCUCGCAGAAAAUGGGACACAAUCCCCUCUGGUUAUGACCAGGACGAAAGUCCAAUCUCAUUUUCUCAUCAUUUUCUUUCUCGCUGUUUUUUUCUUUGGCUUUUCCCUGAUACCAGAUACCACGCGCUUGUCUUCUGGCUUCCCCGUGCUCGAGGCUUGCAUGCCUGCACUCUUCCGGAGCAACCGUCGAGACACCCUUCCCUGACCUAUGUACGCUACAUACCCAAUGAACAGGAAACAAUAUCCCAGCGCAAGAACCUGCGAUCAAAAAAACCCUGGCACUGGAACGCAAGACC
This is a messenger RNA of Penicillium brasilianum, 3336 nucleotides long. The record is from the annotation of a GenBank genome assembly. NCBI's taxonomy places the organism in Eukaryota, Fungi, Ascomycota, Eurotiomycetes, Eurotiales, Aspergillaceae.